CCAGCAGCCUGGCUGCAUCCGGAUAAUGCAACUGAACCAGGAAGUGCCACUGUGCAUACACUCGUGCUUUGCCUUUGCAGCUGGCCAGUUACGUACACACUUGCCUAGAGUCAUGACACGGCUCUACUCUGCUGCUCCAGCCCCGCUGCUGUGCACCCUCGCUGUGCUCUUCAGAACCUCUCUGUCGGUGGGUCAUGUACCGAUGCUGCUUUGGUCAUCUCAGAGAUUACAGUGGAAUCCAUAUGCUGAUUUGCAUGAAGGCCACAUCAUCUCAGCACAGGAACUGACUGCACUCUUACAACCAUUUACCCAGAAUUCCAGAAACCUCAUCUUGUUCCUGCAAGACAUGCUUAGCAUAGAUGAUUUCACAUACCUCAGUGAAUCCUACGGUAACAAGAAUCCAUUUCAAAAUGUUCAGGAAAUUCUUCAGUCUUCUCCUUCAUCUUUAGUUUUGCCAGCUGUUGACUGUGAGGCUAUCAAGUACCUCCUGGGCUUUCUUCAGGAGUCAGAAGACUGGAACUUAACAAAUAUAACUAAUCUCAAUGUCUCUCAGCUGGAAGUGAAUACGCCUAAACCAAACUUACUGGUGAUUCAGCUACAACCACUUGUCAGUGGUUUAAAUGAGAUUUCCACCCUGGAAGCAAUUGCUGAAAAUGACAAAAUAAUUGGAAGACUGACCAUGGAUUUGCAGGAACGAGGGAUUAAUUUUUCAGUAAUUUAUACUGCAGUGAGACCUUCAAGGAUUUCUAGAAGAACUGUAGUAGUGGGGGAAUUAAGACGACAAUUAAUGGCCACUGAGGAAGAAGACAGUUUAUCAUAUUCCCCCCUGAAUGUGACCACUGGAAAUGAUACAUGCAUCCUUUUUUACGCUAGUAAUUUCAGCCUCAAAACCAGCAGUUCAGAUUUUAUAGAUUUGACAAAUGCAACAUUUGUAGCACGUACUGUGGAUACUUCUUCUUCUGAGUGCUCAGACAGCAAUACAACAUUGUCAUUAAAAUAUACAAGGCCAGUGAGUAGAAUCAGCAGCCUAGAGAUAAGGUUUUUAAUGACCAACAAGUUCUAUGAAGGCUCAGCUAGAAACUGGUCCACUUUAGAUUCAGUUGAGAUUGUACAAGAUGGAGAAGAGUUCGCUAAAUUUAAUGUAUCUGUCAUCUCUGCUCCUGCAGAGUAUUCAUCUCAUUGUCAGCUGGUGGGAACAAGCAAUCUUUAUCCUGCAAGGCUUAUUCCAUUCAACGAUGAGGCAAAAAAUUGGGAUGUUUUCAUUUCCAGGUUGCAAAUUCAAGGCUUCAACAUUGAAAACAACCAGUUUUCCUAUGCAAGUGACUGUACAGGUUUCUUCACUCCUGGGAUCUGGAUGGGCUUGGUGACAUCUAUAGUUUUAUUGUGGAUACUGGCAUAUGGAAUCCAUAUGAUCAUGCAGCUCACAACAAACAGCAGAUUUGAUGAUCCCAAGGGUCCAUCUCUGUCAGUUCCUCAGACAGAAUAGCCAUGAAUUAACUUAAUACUGCUAUGGCUUUUUCUGAUCUGAUAUUUAUGAUUUUUAUAACCUUUCUACUUCAUAAUAUGUGUAACCUAAAAAGAUAGCAUAGCAGAAAGAGAUAAUUAUGCUACAUAUAAAAAGGAUCCUUAUGCUUGGCAAUGAUAAUAAUUCUACUUGUUAUUACCAUAAUUUAUUAACAACUAUCUGUGUUAAGGAUCUGAGGCAUGGCUGCGGAGGUCUUUAGUUUAUCUGGCUAUUAGACUGUUACAAACUGUUUUCAGAUUAACUAUUAUUGACAAAGAAAGGAUACCACAACAGAGAUAAAUGGGAAGGAUAAAUCACUUAUGUGGUAGGAAAUUAUAUAUUGAAACUACUGGUCUCUCUAAAGCCUCUUUAGUAAGGGUGUCAUGUUGAUGCUAUAUAUUAAGAAGGCUGAACUAUGUCUUGUCAUUUUUUUCUCUUGAGAAAACAAUUCAGGAAUGUACAGAACUAAUAAAGUAUAAGCCACCACAUAAACAGUCUUGAAAAGUGUUUUCAAAAUACAUCACUUCAUUCAGAUGUGGUAUCACAAAUGAGUGUGUGUAGGUUAAGGUUUAGUUUCCUUCUAAUAUUAUCUUCUGCCUGUGAGAAUUACAUUGAGUAACACUAACUUAUGUAUUCAAUUUAGCCAUGGACAGCUGAUGGAGUUAUUCAUCAAGACAGGUCCUUCUCCAAUCUGGUCACAAAAUUGUAUUUGCUGUUAUGGCAAUGAAUGCCACUUUUCAAGCUCAUAACCAAGUAUGAUUUAACAUGCUAGCACAGGCAGCAUCUCAACAGAGAUAAGAUGAUUUUCUUAGCAUCACUCCUUUUCUAGGUAUCUUUGGAGUAGUUACAAAGUUUACAUAAAAAGCAAACCAAACCAAAUAUGUAAAGUCACUAGAAGCACUGUGCUAAUGUGCUAUUUAAGUCUGAGGAAGUUUAUGGUUAUCUCAAUGAUUCUAGUAGGCUAAAAAACAUUCAGAGUGUGCUGGAUUCUGCUGUAAUUAAUAAAGACACCACCUCUCAUGGGCAA
Melopsittacus undulatus (budgerigar) is the source of this 2531-nucleotide messenger RNA. RefSeq names its product V-type proton ATPase subunit S1. The record is from RefSeq and is a predicted model, not a curated record. Bases 26 to 1486 code for a protein of 486 amino acids. The transcript is spliced from 10 exons. Lineage: Eukaryota; Metazoa; Chordata; Aves; Psittaciformes; Psittaculidae.